This is a messenger RNA of Puccinia triticina, 804 nucleotides long. RefSeq lists its product as uncharacterized. The transcript has 6 exons. Gene Ontology annotation, biological process: protein polyubiquitination. Lineage: Eukaryota; Fungi; Basidiomycota; Pucciniomycetes; Pucciniales; Pucciniaceae. The record is from RefSeq and is a predicted model, not a curated record. Gene Ontology annotation, molecular function: ubiquitin conjugating enzyme activity. Gene Ontology annotation, cellular component: nucleus. Bases 1 to 804 code for a protein of 267 amino acids.
AUGCCGCCAUCGAUACCUCCACAAACUAUCAAGCGAAUCAACCGCGAGCUCCUGACGAUCCAAAGCGAACUUCCCGAGGGCAUCCUCUCCAUCGGCCCCAAAUCAUCCGCGAACGUCUACGACUGGAAGGGCUCGAUUGCUGGCCCUUCAGGCUCAUGCUACGAGAAUGGGGUCUUUCACUUCAACAUCUUGCUUCCAUACGACUAUCCCUUCCAUCCACCUAGGGUAUCCUUCAUCACACGCAUUUUUCAUCCCAACAUAAACCCACAGGGUGCCAUCUGUCUGGAUAUCUUGACUCACAAAUGGUCACCUGCACUGAGUAUCCAAAAGGUUUUGUUAUCGAUCAUAUGCUUGCUCACCGAUCCAAAUCCACAAGAUCCACUGGUACGAGAGAUCGCACGAUUAUACGUGGAAAACCGAUCCAAGUUUGAAGCGACAGCACGCCAAUGGGUUGAUCUCUAUGCCCGACCGCCGGCGCCACCAAAAGCGGAGAAGCUGAAGAAAGAGGAGCCCAAGCCCCAUUCGAAGAGCAAACCUGCGGUGAUCAAUCUAGAGGAUGAUGACGACAUCGAGGUGGUCAAUUCUACCCAAAGCCAGUCUCUACAGACCGCCACCACCUCCCGCAACAAGCGGAGUGGAGAAUGCAAUAACAACACCCUUCAGACUGCAACCACCUCCAGGAAGCGAAGCGCUGACUACAGCGGCUCUCGAUCCUCCGCUUCCUCCGUUCCCUCUACUUCGCUCGCAUCCGACUCCGGUCCGCAAGCCAAGCGGUCCCGCAAACAAGUCAUAGAACUCGACUGA